AUGUCAGCAGAAAAAAAUUCAGCGAUUGAUCUUCGAUCAGAAUUUAAUCGUUUAGAUUACGAUAAAGAUGGUUAUAUAACAUUAAAAGAAUUUCGUGAUUAUCAUGAAAGAACAAAUAAAGAUGGAACGGCUAUUGAAAAAGCAUUUGCUGAAAUUGAUGCAGAUAAUGAUGGAAUGGUUACAUUUGAAGAAUUUGAACGUGCCUAUAAACGAUAA
This is a messenger RNA of Adineta steineri, 216 nucleotides long. The record is from the annotation of a GenBank genome assembly. Lineage: Eukaryota; Metazoa; Rotifera; Eurotatoria; Adinetida; Adinetidae.